GACCCUUCACAGAUCUUCCCCUCGUUAUCUCUUGAAACUUAAAAUCUGUCUGAAUCAGAGAAGGCCAUCACCUCCACCCUGCUUCUUCACAAGGCAUUGUUGCAAGCGGCGAUUUAUUUGCACACGGUGCCAACAGUGGUAGUCACAAGGCUGCAUCACACAUUUCACUAUUUGCACCCUGGGUGGAUUAAGAAGGAUGUCCAUGGACUGUUAAACUCAUUUUAACGAGAGGAGACAAAGGCUUGAGAAUUUUCACAGCAGAAACAGGAUUUACACUCAAAACUAAAGGCUUUAAAGUUUCUUAAAAGUUCAGGUGGAAUUUUUUCUUGUCAUCUUCUUGAGCAUCCUUUCGAUUUUAAGGGACUUUCCUAUUAUUUUCAUCUCCUCAAGAAGUCAGUCAUGUUCAUGAACAAGGGUUCAGAGAAAAUCCCCCUGGUUACAGACCUGAAGAAUACAUACGCUACUGUAGAAAGUGUAACAUACCAAGAGCCAUCAAAGACGAACGGCACUUGGGGCAUCAAGCAUUGUCACGAUAACAGCCAUGCACAGGCUGAUCGUGAGGGAGAGAAGAAACACGCCAGGAUGAGGUUGUAUCUGGUCUCGGUUAUUUGUCUCAUCUUCAUGGUUGGUGAAAUCGUAGGGGGGUAUUUUGCAGACAGUCUUGCAGUGAUGACAGACGCUGCUCACCUGCUGGUAGACUUCAUCAGCUUCAUCAUCAGCCUGAUUUCACUCUGGCUCUCCUCCAGACCUGCCACACAUAGUCUCAGCUAUGGCUGGCAUCGUGCAGAGAUCUUGGGUGCACUGCUGUCAAUCUUCACCAUCUGGCUUGUAACUGGGGUGUUGGUGUAUCUGGCUGUGGAUCGCAUCAUCAACGAUGACUACACCAUUGAGGGCACGAUCAUGCUCAUGACCUCUGGUUGUGGUGUGCUGGCUAAUAUUGUCAUGGCCCUCACGCUUCACCAGUCUGGCCAUGGCCACAGUCACGGGGGUCUCAGCUCACAUGGGCAUGGCCACAGCCAUGGAGGUCACAGCCACAGCCCCAAGAAAGGACAGAAACAGAUCACAGACCAUGCCAACUCAAAAGAUGACCAUGGAGAUCCAGAGCACAAUGGAGUCGAUCAUAGAGGGAGGAAUCAGCAGGCCAAUGCCAGUGUGCGUGCAGCCUUUGUCCAUGUGGUGGGAGAUCUUCUACAGAGCAUCAGUGUGCUUGUUAGUGCCAUCAUUAUCUACUUCAAGCCCGAAUAUAAGAUGGCCGAUCCCAUCUGCACGUUCCUGUUCUCCAUCUUUGUCUUAUGCACAACCUUCACCAUCAUGAGGGAUAUUCUUGUUGUCUUGAUGGAAGGUACUCCUGCUGGUGUGAAGUACAGUGAGGUGCGGGAUCGUCUGCUAUCUGUGAAAGGGGUGACAUCUGUCCACAACCUCCACAUCUGGGCCCUCACCAUGAACCAGGCUGUACUGUCUGGUCAUGUGGCUAUAGAUGAGUCAGUGGAUCCUCAGUCUGUCCAGAGAGAAAUAACGCAGGCCUGUUUCUCCUCCUACAACUUCCACAGUGUUACGAUUCAAACGGAGAGACAGUCUGACCAGAAGCCUGGGUGUAAACUGUGCGAGGACCCGAAGAUGUAGCGGCGCAAUAAGACCAAGUGACAGCUGCUUUAACCUCAGUUCACAAACAUGUAGUCGUUCCGCACUGCUCCUAGGACCCAGAAGUCCUAUGUUUAACUAUGCCAUUAAUGCCAAAGUCUUAUGACUGUGCUUUAAGUGCCUUUGUGUUGACGCUCCAGAAGAAAUGUGCCUGAAUAAAACUUAAAAUUAUUUUAGAAGGAAACCCCUGUAAGGUUUUUAACUUGCUUUAAACUUUGACAUUCAUUGUUGUUUUUCUUUUAAGUGUACGCAUGAUAAAAUAGAUAUUACAGCACACUGUAGUAAAUACAAGUUCAUCUUUUUGAAUCUAUAUAUGUUCCAUGAUUGAGUGUGUUGAGUAACUUUGAAGUAAUAUAUCUAUCUACUACCCUGAACAUCCAACGUAAAUACUAUUUACCUUGUGAUCUUUGGGGGUGCAUUCGGGCUGUGGCUUAAGUACAGUUUGUUUUAGUAAUUACUAAUUGCACCAACUGAAAGAAUAAUACACAGCCAUAUGCAAAGAAACUUGGUCUGGUAUGUAAAUAUAUACAUCAAUAAAUAUUUCUAUGCAUGGACUACUAACAAGCAACCUCAAAAGUACUCUUUGUUGGGAGCAUCAAGUGUUUUUUUAAUACGUGGUCACAAUGCCUUUCGUUGUCUUUGUAAAGUUGUAAUACACAAACUGAAAUGAAUUACUCAAUAAAAUAUUCCUUUUUC
Molecule: messenger RNA, 2337 nt
Organism: Notolabrus celidotus (New Zealand spotty)
Lineage: Eukaryota; Metazoa; Chordata; Actinopteri; Labriformes; Labridae
Product: zinc transporter 2-like
Exons: 9
Coding region: 400-1623 (407 amino acids)
Biological process (GO): zinc ion transmembrane transport; insulin secretion; response to zinc ion
Cellular component (GO): plasma membrane
Molecular function (GO): zinc ion transmembrane transporter activity
Source: RefSeq, a predicted model, not a curated record